Marchantia polymorpha subsp. ruderalis is the source of this 3804-nucleotide messenger RNA. NCBI's taxonomy places the organism in Eukaryota, Viridiplantae, Streptophyta, Marchantiopsida, Marchantiales, Marchantiaceae. The record is from the annotation of a GenBank genome assembly.
AAGUAGCCAGGCAUGUCGGGAUCGCUAAUAAGAUGGUCCUUCAUUCGGCCCGGGGUCGCAAUCACCACGUGAGGCCUGUUCAUGAGCGCCUGAGCCUGGGCUGUCAUCUCCAUGCCGCCGACGACAACCGUGCAUCGCAGACUCAUGGCAGACCCGAGAGCAUUAAACUGAUCCGCGAUCUGGAAUGCUAGCUCUCGCGUAGGAGUCAGGACGAGAGCGUAAAUACCGUAGGGAUUCUCGGCCAAUUUCUGCAGAAUUGGCAGAGCAAAAGCGGCGGUUUUUCCACUACCCGUCUGCGCCAUACCGAACACAUCUUUCCCAUUCAGAAUCUGAGGAAUGCAUCCCUCCUGAACAGGAGUCGGUCGCGCCAUUCCGAGCUCCUUGCACGUGACUUGCAACCACGUCGACAAACCCAAACUCUCGAAAGUCCGCAGCGUCUCGGGCCCUUCAUCGUGAUCGUCGGGCUCAGCAUUCCCUGCGCUGGAUUUCUCUCGCUUCUUCUUCUUCUUCGAUCCGCCCGAGCUCACAGGCGUCGGCUUCGUCGCCUUGGACCUCGCAGGCACCAGGGCCAAGCUUCUAGCUGCCGUGGAGAAUAUCGAGGGUGCUCCAUCCUCGACCUCCAUCUCCUCCCGCGACCUGAAUUGCCGAAAUCCUCUGGCGCUGGCGGACUCGCUCGUGAAUCGAGAUCCUGUCCUGAGCCGGCCGAGCAGGGGCAGAGUGGCUGCUUCUCCCUCUCUAGGCGUUAGGUGCGUAAGAAGGCUAGCGUUUAGAGGGACGGCUAACCGUCCGUUAGGGCAUGCCGUUCACACAUAGAGAGGGCGGUCAACUGGGAUUUGGGAUUUGGGGUUUGGGGUUUAGAUUCUUCUCGCAGUUCGACUUCCCCGAAGGAAACGCGCGCGAUCUCCCGUUGCAUCGGCGAAGAUGCCCGGUCGCCCGGGACGGCCCUCGCCCGCCAAGAAUAUGUCGGACGAUGGAGGAAGACGCAAGAGAAAGCAGCGAGGAGGAGGAGCGGGAACGAAGCUUCCCCCGCUCCCCCCUCAAAUCGAAGAUGAUGAAAUUGAGAUAUCGGACGAGGAUUUGGAGUUCGUGCAACAGCACAAGGACUAUGCCGGUUUUAUGGUCAACCUGGACUCGAAAUCCAUCUCCAGGCAAGUACUGGGUUUAAAGCCAGACGAAGAUGUGGAAGCUUAUUACGAGAAAAGAGCAUCGAGAGGAAAUGAGGCCAGUACCACAAAGCCUGCGCCUGGAGAGCCCGUGGAAGAUCUGCCAGUUAAGACACUUUCAGGCGACCUUCACUAUCGAAAGGCUUCGUCAGGAGAUGCAGUCGACGCAACUUCCAUUAGUCUUGAGGAUCGCAGGACUCUUGUACGAAAAGGAGUUACAAUACAUACAGAUGAUGUUCCGGCGAAGGAAGCUACGGAGUCCGCAGAACAGGUCACCGAAGGCAAAGAGAAGAAGAAGUCAAAGUUGGAACGAAGGAAGGAACUCAAGGCUUUGAAGAGGAAGGAAAGGGAGGAAAAAAAACUAGCUGAAAGACCUGAAAGAGAAUCAAAAUUUGCAUCCAUAGCUGAGCAAGACAUGGAGGAGUUGGAAGAGUUCGUAGAUACCCAGCAGAGGAGGUCGGACAUGAGAGCCAGGAUGGCGGAGAUCGGGACAUCAUUACUUGCAGAUCCUGAUAAUAAUCUUGGAAGUUUGAAAGAACUUCAAGAAAUGUGCCUUGAUCGUGAUGAGAGCACCUCACAGUUGGCUAUGCUGUCUUCGAUGACUGUCUUCAAAGAUCUAAUUCCUGGAUAUCGCAUUAGACCACCUACAGAGAAAGAGUUGGACAUGAUUGUCUCUAAAGAAGUGAAAAGAGUUCGGGAUUUCGAAUCAGCCCUCCUUCGACAUUAUCAGGCAUAUGUUCAGUUUCUUGUCAAGUCUGCAAAGUCCAAGAGCAAGCGGUUGACUGCUCUUAGAUGCAUUUGCACACUUCUGGAAGCCGUUCCUCAUUUCAACUACAGAGACAGCCUGCUCAAAACGAUUGUUCCUCGGUUGAUGGCAUCAGACGAUGAAAUCUGCAAGAUGAGCGCCAACGCCAUCACUUCUCUAUUCAACAAUUUUGGCAAGCACAGUGGAGAGGCCACAGUCGAAGCAGUACAGCUGAUUGCCGAUCUGGUGAAACUCCGCAAUUGCCAACUCCGCCCUGAAGCUGUGCAGGUGUUUCUCGCGCUGUCUUUUGAUGAGGACCUUGUGAGGUCAUCGACACUGGCAGCGGCGGGGCAACCCACCUCGAAAGUAAAUGAGAAGAAGUCCAAGAGGGAGGAGAAGAAAGAGAAAAAGGCGAAGAAGCGUGAACUUGCAGCUAAACUGAGGAAGGAGGUAAAAUCAGACUUCAAGGAGGCAGCGGUGUUGCCCGAAGUACGCGAAUACAGGAAACAGCAGACUCUGACACUUUCAUCAGUCUUUGAGACAUACUUCCGCGUUCUGAAAACCAGUUUGAUGCCUCGUGUACAAAGAGAACUCACUGAAGAUGAAGAGAAGGCUGGUGUGAAACUGCUGGGUCCCAGACCCUUGCUGGGAGCAAGCCUGGAGGGAUUGGCAAAGUAUGCUCACCUGAUCAAUGUAGACUUCAUGGGUGAUCUACUAGACGUUCUGCGGGCCCUUGCCAGCGGUGGAAAAGUGUCGGAGGAUGAAGAAUUUUCGGAGGGAACUACAAGUGUCUGGGAGAGGCUGCAAUGUUGUAUCAUCGCUUUCAAGAUUGUCAAAAACAAUAUGGAUGCCCUCAAUAUCGAUUUGCGAGAGUUUUACGUCCGAUUCUACAAUCUGCUCUUCGAAGCGAUUUUUGUGAGAGAAGAGGAAAAGAGCGGAGAGAUACUGGCCCAAGCAUUGCAUGCUAUGCUAUGGGACGGCCGACACACUGACAUGCAGCGUGCUGCUGCUUUUGUGAAAAGACUUUCGACUCUUGCAUUGCACUUGGAGUCGGCCGAAGCCAUGGCUGCCUUGGUGACAGUACGCCAUCUUCUCGUACGCUACAAGAAAUGCCGAAACAUUUUGGAAAACGAUGGAGGGGGUACUGUAGGUGGCGGCAUUUCUACAUAUAGCCCUGAAGGUGAUGAUCCAGACCUAAGUGGAGCUCUAUCCACGAUAUUGUGGGAGUCGAGCUUACUAGCCGAGCAUUGCAAUCCCCAUAUCGCGACCAUUGCCUCCACGAUUUUGACCAUGAAUAAUUCAAAUUCAUUAGUUUUACCAACUCUAACACCCUCUGAUGCCAUUAGAGAUUACCGCUCAGUACUGACCAGAGUUGAGGACGGCUAUUCAAAGCCAAAGAGGAAAAAGGCUCGACGGUCUUGCAAACAGCCUCUUUCAGAUUUCAUGAGCAGUCUGCAGGAAAAAUACGAUUUCACCGAAACAGCUGAAGUACCUCAGGAUCUAGUAAAACCUGUGGAGAAAUUUUUGACCAGUCAUUUCAAAGUAAUGAAAGCAUUAUAUUCUUGACCUGCAAGAAGAAUCUGGCAUGGGUCUUUUCCAAAGUUUCGAACAAUCCCCUGUCCACGUUCGCUGAAGUCUCUUAUCGGACCAUGAUUUUGCACUAGCGUCUAUCUCUGCUACCGCCGUCAACAGACGCUUUUUGCCGAAUGGACCUUGAAGAACACACUCAAUAACACACCUUUCUGGCACUUCGGAGGCGUCGUAGAUUUAUUUCAAGCACCAAAUGCGUUUGUGACUUGAUGGCACGAUACAUGGCCUCUACUGCUUUCGGGGUCAGCCAGCCUCGUGUUUGGGAUUAGUGUCUUCUCUCGGCCACGGCUUCCACAAAGGUCCGUU